Molecule: messenger RNA, 696 nt
Organism: Cyclocybe aegerita
Lineage: Eukaryota; Fungi; Basidiomycota; Agaricomycetes; Agaricales; Hemipholiotaceae
Source: the annotation of a GenBank genome assembly
AUGGAGGAGAGUGCUCCCUGGAAAAAUUUCUGCCCUAAGUUUGAGCCAUGUUGGCUCGGAGGAACAACAAGGAUGGAAGGGCCCUCAAAAGCUCAAGUGGGCCAAUUUCAAAUCCUUCAAGUCCUAUUCGUCUUUAUCUCAGCCAUUCGGACAACCCAUCCUUCCACCGACCCACAUCCAUGUUCAUUCCUUUCCACGUCCUCCGCCACCCCCACACUGCACAAUCAACUAGUUUCGUCACUCGAGCAUUAUUUUUGGCGCGACUUUCUUCUGGCCAACCUCAGAAGGGAUUUUCCCGCACGGGCGCGCGUAUUCCCACAUCGUUUACUUAGACAAAUGAUAGACAACGUCACGGAUCUCAACACAGGCGCGUCAGACGUAGACGUCGGCGGCACAAGCGUAACACGGAGAAAGUCGCUCACCUUCACGUACCCAUUUUAUCUCCAUUGCGACGGCGCCAACACCCAAGCCAUCCCAAACGCCACAAUCUCCUUCCAUCGAACUUUCCUCUCUUCCCAUCAACCUUGGAUCGUCGCCGAUUCCGGCCUUUGCGGUCGUAAUACGAGGACAGCUGAGAGCCAGCUCUUUCGACAGUCGCGUUCACGCGCACGCAAUCCAUUCAGUCCUCGCGCGUCCGAUCCCCAUUCGGCGGCCUCUUGCUUGGAUGUUGUCAUCCAUGCAUACUCCAGAAGCUAG